This is a messenger RNA of Symbiodinium natans, 972 nucleotides long. Lineage: Eukaryota; Dinophyceae; Suessiales; Symbiodiniaceae. The record is from the annotation of a GenBank genome assembly.
AUGAGGCCACCUGACGAGGAGCUGGUGGUGGAAAAGGAGAAGGGCCACAACGCGACAGGUCUCGGCUGCAGCUGCCCAAAGAAGAUGGCAACCUGCCAGCGGCGGCCGCCCUUCCCGCUAGGCGAGUGGCCGCGCUCGUUCCGCGCGACCCCCGCAGCUCUCCGAAGGAGAGCCGCGGAGUGUAACGGCCCAGACGUGCUGCUUGGCAUAUCUGUGUCCCUGCCCCUGUGCCUUCAGCUUUGCCGCGAAGUGCCGGAUUGCCAAUUUGUAGCCUACGGAAUUGGCAAAAAGAAGGGGCAAUGCCACUGGGAACUCAACGAGUGCCUGGACUUCGAGGACGACUCGUACCUGGUCUUUGACAUCACCCCCACGCUGCACGCGGGGCAUGUGACGGCGGCAGCUCGCCAUGGAUGCUCGUUGCAGUGCGCACUUGCGGGCGAGGAUCUUGAGGAGGCCAACCAAGAACCGAUGGAGCCUCGCGAAGGGGUCGACCUGCUCAUCACGGAGGAAGGUUGGGGGCUGAGUUCUGCGAACUGGCUCAUCCGGCGCAGCGACUGGAGCAUUGCAUUUCUGGAACGGGCCUUUGAGCUAUGCCACGUCGACAUGCCCUUGUUUGGGGACCAGGAUGCCAUGAUUCACUUGCUCCUCAACACCCGGGCGCUGUCCACCAAAGCAGGGGACGCCUUGGACCCUCAUGCCGUCAUCGUGCCGCAGAGGGAGCUCAACGCCUAUGAUGCGAUGAACGCCCACUUCAUGGGAUGCGACGCCUUCCAGGACGGAGACCUGCUGGUGACCUUCCCAGGAUGCAAGGACCCCGCUGCCUGCAACCCCAUCUUCGAUCUGGCGAUGGCCUACUCCAACGGCUCCUUUUCCCUGGGGACGGAGGAAGUGCGCACGGCCGCCAGCAUCCGCCUCUUCGGGCCCCCAGAGUUGGCUGCAGAGCUCUACCACGCCUCUCGCGGCCGACGCUGA